Paraphaeosphaeria sporulosa is the source of this 1925-nucleotide messenger RNA. Its product is annotated as hemin import ATP-binding protein hmuV. NCBI's taxonomy places the organism in Eukaryota, Fungi, Ascomycota, Dothideomycetes, Pleosporales, Didymosphaeriaceae. The transcript has 2 exons. Gene Ontology annotation, molecular function: ATP hydrolysis activity; iron ion binding; ribosomal small subunit binding. Gene Ontology annotation, biological process: translational termination; ribosomal subunit export from nucleus; translational initiation. The record is from RefSeq and is a predicted model, not a curated record. The coding region runs from base 143 to 1663 and encodes 506 amino acids.
CGAGCGCCUGUGCAUAGGAUGCGGUAUCUGCCCCAAGAAGUGCCCCUUCGACGCCAUCAACAUCAUCAACUUGCCCACGAACCUCGAGACUCAAGUCACGCACCGAUACUCGGCCAACAGCUUCAAGCUGCACAGGCUGCCCAUGCCCCGUCCGGGCCAGGUGUUGGGAUUGGUCGGCACAAACGGUAUCGGAAAGAGCACGGCACUGAAGAUUCUGAGCGGCAAGCUGAAGCCCAACCUCGGCCGCUACGAUAACCCCCCAGACUGGGAGGAGAUUCUGAAGUACUUCCGUGGAUCGGAACUGCAGAACUACUUCACCAAGGUCCUCGAGGACGAUCUCAAGGCUGUCGUCAAGCCUCAGUAUGUCGACCAGAUCCCCAAGGCCAUCAAGGGAACGAACAAAGCAGUCGGUCAUCUCAUCGAGAGCCGUUCCCAGAUGGACAAUCUCGAGGAGAUCACCGAGGUCUUAGAGCUAAAGCAUGUGUACGAGCGUGAUGUGACACUGCUUUCCGGUGGAGAGCUGCAGCGUUUCGCUAUCGGUACCGUCUGUGUCCAAAAGGCAGAUGUGUACAUGUUCGACGAGCCUUCCUCCUUCCUUGACGUAAAGCAGCGUCUUGCCGCCGCACGCAUGAUCCGUAGCCUGCUCCGCCCUGACGACUACGUCAUCGUCGUAGAGCACGAUCUGUCCGUGUUGGACUAUCUUUCCGACUUCAUCUGCGUCCUUUACGGCAAGCCUGCCGUCUACGGCGUAGUCACCCUCCCGGCCUCCGUGCGUGAGGGAAUCAACAUCUUCCUCGAUGGUAACAUUCCCACCGAGAACCUGCGUUUCCGUGAGGAGUCCCUGCAGUUCCGUAUCGCUGAGGCUGGUGACGAGUUCCUUACCGACAAGUCCAACGCAUAUGGCUACCCCAAGAUGGCUAAGACACUCGGCGACUUCCAUCUGGAGAUCGAAGCAGGCCAAUUUACUGACUCUGAGAUCAUCGUCAUGAUGGGUGAGAACGGUACCGGAAAGACCACCUUCUGUAAGAUGCUUGCCGGUGCCCUGCAGCCUGAUGACGGCAAGAAGAUCCCGCCCAUGAACAUCAGCAUGAAGCCGCAGAAAAUCACGCCCAAGUUCACCGGCACCGUCCGCCAGCUCUUUUUCAAGAAGAUCAAGGCUGCCUUCCUCAGCCCGCAGUUCCAGACCGACGUCUACAAGCCCCUCAAGAUGGACGACUUCAUUGACCAGGAGGUUCAGAACCUGUCCGGUGGUGAACUGCAGCGUGUCGCCAUCGUACUUGCACUCGGCAUGCCCGCCGACAUCUACCUCAUCGACGAGCCCUCGGCCUAUCUCGAUUCGGAGCAGCGUAUCGUCGCCGCCCGCGUCAUCAAGCGCUUCAUCAUGCACGCCAAGAAGACCGCCUUCGUCGUCGAGCACGACUUCAUCAUGGCCACUUACCUCGCGGACCGCGUCAUCGUCUUCGAUGGCCAACCGGCCAUCUCUUCCCGCGCAAACACACCCGAGUCCCUCCUCACCGGCUGCAAUAAGUUCCUCAAGAACCUCGACGUCACCUUCCGCCGCGACCCUAACUCCUACCGCCCCCGCAUCAACAAGUUCAACUCCCAGCUCGACCAGGAGCAGAAGCUCCACGGCAACUACUUCUUCCUCGAGGACGAGGCUUGAAGGCACCCAGGGCGAGACCUACGAUCCGCGGCCCCCGCACCGCCCGACGGGGCAGGCGGGGCGCCGUGCAACGAAGCGCGGCUGUAAGAAGCGCGGGCUGAGGGCGCGGCUGGGCACGCUGCUCGAGGAAGAGGGUGCGGCGGAUGAAGACGACGAGCACGAUGGCAGCGCAGUGCGGCGGUCGUCCUCCUGCGCUAUGUACGUGCUGGCCACCGAGUCGUGGCUGUGUAGUUGAGAGCGUAGCACGGGUCAAGUUAGGGGA